This is a messenger RNA of Apodemus sylvaticus (European woodmouse), 1833 nucleotides long. RefSeq names its product aladin WD repeat nucleoporin (gene Aaas). Gene Ontology annotation, molecular function: protein binding. Bases 144 to 1808 code for a protein of 554 amino acids. Gene Ontology annotation, cellular component: nuclear pore. Lineage: Eukaryota; Metazoa; Chordata; Mammalia; Rodentia; Muridae. The record is from RefSeq and is a predicted model, not a curated record. Gene Ontology annotation, biological process: nucleocytoplasmic transport. The transcript has 16 exons.
CCUUGCACUUCCGUUCAGCUUCGCGCAGUCGUUUGUCCUGUACGGCUACCCGUCCGCAUACGAAUCUAGCCCGGGAACUAAGACUUAGAGGGCAGUCGCCAGCCGGGAACCUGUCAAUUCCAGACGCCCUCCGGAUUGGCAAGAUGUGCUCCCUGGGGUUGUUUCCCCCACCGCCGCCUAGAGGUCAAGUCACCCUGUAUGAGCACAAUAACGAGCUGGUGACCGGCAACAGCUAUGAGAGCCCGCCUCCCGACUUCCGGGGCCAGUGGAUCAAUCUUCCUGUCCUACACUUGACCAAGGAUCCCCUAAAAGCCUCUGGGAGGCUGGACCAUGGUACGAGAACUGCCUUCAUCCAUCACCGGGAGCAAGUGUGGAAGAGGUGCAUCAAUGUUUGGCAUGAUGUGGGUCUUUUUGGAGUCCUGAAUGAAAUUGCAAAUUCGGAGGAGGAAGGUAACGCUCCUGUCCCUUCUGUUUUGUUUGAGUGGGUAAAGACAGCCUCCAGCUGGGCCCUGGCUCUCUGUGGCCGAGCCUCCUCUCUCCAUGGCUCCCUGUUCCCACACCUCUCUCUCAGGAGUGAAGAUCUGAUUGCUGAAUUUUCCCAAGUAACUAACUGGUCCAGCUGCUGCUUACGGGUCUUUGCUUGGCAUCCUCACACCAACAAGUUUGCAGUGGCCCUGCUGGAUGACUCCAUCCGCGUUUAUAAUGCCAACAGCACUAUAGUUCCCUCCCUGAAGCACCGUCUACAGCGAAGUGUGGCAGCACUGGCCUGGAAGCCCCUCAGUGCCUCUGUCCUGGCUGUGGCCUGCCAGAGCUGUAUUCUCAUUUGGACCCUGGACCCCACUUCCUUAUCUACGAGACCCUCCUCUGGCUGUGCCCAGGUGUUGUCCCACCCUGGGCACACACCUGUCACCAGCUUGGCUUGGGCCCCCAGUGGGGGGUGGCUGCUCUCAGCCUCACCUGUGGAUGCUGUUAUUCUGGUAUGGGACGUCUCAACAGAAACCUGUGUCCCCCUUCCUUGGUUCCGAGGAGGAGGGGUUACCAACCUGCUGUGGUCCCCAGAUGGUAGCAAAGUCCUGGCUACCACUCCUUCUGCUGUCUUUCGAGUCUGGGAGGCCCAGAUGUGGACUUGUGAGGGGUGGCCAACUCUCUCGGGCCGCUGCCAGACUGGCUGCUGGAGUCCAGAUGGAAACCGACUGCUGUUCACUGUACUGGGGGAAGCAUUAAUUUAUUCCUUGUCAUUCCCAGAACGAUGUGGAACAGAGAAAGGACAUGUUGGAGGUGCGAAGUCGGCAACUAUUGUAGCAGAUCUUUCUGAGACAACGAUUCAGACCCCAGAUGGAGAGGAGAGGCUCGGGGGAGAGGCCCACUCCAUGGUUUGGGACCCAAGUGGUGAACGUCUGGCUGUGCUCAUGAAAGGAAACCCACGGGUUCAGGAUGGGAAUCCCGUCAUCCUUCUUUUUCGAACUCGAAACAGUCCUGUGUUUGAGCUGCUUCCCUGUGGCAUUAUUCAGGGGGAGCCAGGAGCCCAAGCUCAGCUCAUCACUUUCCAUCCUUCCUUCAACAAAGGGGCCUUGCUCACUGUGUGCUGGUCCACAGGCCGAAUCACCCACAUCCCUCUGUACUUUGUCAAUGCCCAGUUUCCACGCUUUAGCCCAGUGCUUGGUUGGGCCCAGGAGCCCCCAGCUGGAGGUGGAGGCUCUGUUCAUGAAGUGCCACUAUUUACUGAGACAUCACCAACCUCUGCUCCUUGGGACCCUCUUCCAGGACAACCAUCUGCUCAACCCCACUCCCCUCAUUCCCACUUGUAAAUAAAGCUUUUCUUGUUUACACUUA